AUGCUUGUGGCGCUCUAUGCGAAAGACCUCUCGGUGCUGCAGCUGCUGUCAGCCCUGGACUCGUUUGCCAGCUUGGGCUUGCCCUACCACCUCCUGUUCGAGUCGGUGCUGGUCGAGCUGCUGCAGAGGAAGCAGUUGAGCUGGCAGCAGGCCAUCGCUGUUAUGGAGUCCUUCGCAGCGGUGCGCUUGCGCAUCCCAGAGCUCUCACAGAUUUACGGCCGCUUGCGGCGGCAGCAGGAGCUGGCACGCCUGCCCACUAUGGGCAUGGUGCGCUUCCUCUACGCUGCCACACGCCUGGAUCUCACGGACCAGGCUGGCCUGGAUGUGAGGGAGAUGAUCAGCAGGAUCCUGGCAGAGACCUCGCCUUAUCGGGCCUUGCCGCUUGAGGACACCGUCGCCAUCAUCCAGAGCCUCCUGCUCUCGGGAACAGUGCCUCCGGACAUGCAGCUGAGACACCUCCUCAGCUGGACUGCGGACAUGCGCCCAAGGCAGCUGUCUGAGGAGAGCCUCACAGUACUGCGGCACUACAGCUUCUUCAUCUUGGCCCAGGCGGACGCGAAGGCUCGGGGCAGCCUGCAGCGCAUGCCGGUGGAAAUUCAGACCCAGAUCUCCGAGCUCUUGUGCCACCGGUCGCCCUGCUGGACCAAUCCCAUCACGGACCUCACGCGGACGAUGCGGUCCGAGGUCUCCGAGCUGCUGGAAUCCGUCCCAGGCGUCGAGCACGGGGUGUCCCUGGGCCCUGCAGGGCUAGCGGAGCUCGAGGUCGACGGGGCUCUGUGGCUGCUGGAUGGGCCGGAGGCCUUCUUUCGGCCCUUCGCCGAGCUGAGGUACACGCCGCAGGAGAGGCAGCGACAUUGGCUGCUGGAGCGGCUCCUGAGCAGCGACGUCGCGCGCAGGUCCAUUGCGGACUUCUACCCGCCGGCAUUGGACUGGCCAAAGAAGCGAGGGCCAAUGCGGCUCAACUGGCAGCAGUGGAGCCAAGCGGGCCCUGAGGCGCGGCGCAGGCUGCUGGGCCUAGGCGAAGAGCACGUGGUGCAGCCCGGCCUUCGGGCAGGACUGUUUGAGGUACUUGUCCUCGUCUAUGACAAGGAGCUGCAACUCAUUUGGUGCGUGCUGCAGGCCAUGCUGCUUGACUGGCUGGAGGAUUGGCUGGCGCCCUGCUGCAUGACAGGGCCUUGCUUCAACUGCAAUCCCGGAAAGUCACAGAAGCAGCCGUUGCUGCGGACGCUGCGGAGCCCCGGCCACGAGGUGGAGCUGGCAGUGUCUCCCCUCGGCAGUUUGCGGGGCCUGGGGGGCUACCACACCUCCGUGCUCAUCGGGGGUGAGGAGUACUACUUCAGCCCCACCGGCCUUCACUGCAGCUCCAAGGUGCACAGCCACCCGGAAGGGGUUAUGGUUCGCGUCUUUGUGGGCGAGAGCGCAGCGAGCGGCGCGGAGCUCUUGGCCUUCUUCUCGGAGCACUUCCAGGAGGGCAGCUACGACCUGCUGCGGAAGAACUGCAAUGCGUUCACCGACUGCGCGCUGUAUUUCCUGUGCGAGCAGCGGCUGGACCUGCGGUAUCGCGCAAUAGAGAGACUCGCGUGGCUCGCCGACGACAAGACAGGAAUCCUGCAGUCGAUCACCAAGGGCGAGUACAAGCCCAAUCCAGCGGCCGAGGACUUCGACGCCGAGGCCAUCCUGCAGGACAUCGAUGCAGCGCGCUGGGAGGGCAGCGAGAUCAGCCAGGAUCCCGUAGAAGUUACCGAGGUGAUUCCAGUGGACUCCAGCGGGUACGAUCUCCAGGAUCCUGGUGAAAUGGUGGUGCAGCGACUUUGA
Effrenium voratum is the source of this 1815-nucleotide messenger RNA. NCBI's taxonomy places the organism in Eukaryota, Dinophyceae, Suessiales, Symbiodiniaceae. The record is from the annotation of a GenBank genome assembly.